CCCUGGGCACAGUGGCUGGGCCUGGCUGGAGGGAGGAGCCGUCUGUCUGCCGGUGUCCGGUAUCCGUCCUCUGCCCCCGCCCCCAGGCGGUCUGAGUGGCCGGAGCCGAGUCCCCGCCCGCCGAGGCUUCCUCCCCGGAGUGGUGCCUCCCUGAGAGUCGGUGCCUGAAGCCCAGCGGGACGGGACCACCUGCGGCCCUGACCUCUAACCUGCGCCCGGUGAGCCAGCGGGACCCAACCACGCCGGGGAGCGGCCCACCAGCCACCAGGCGGCCAGCCCGAGGAGUGGUGACAGCGCAGGAGCUCCUGGCUUGGGGGGAAGGGAGGAAGGAGGAGAAACAAAGGCGAGUGUGCCUGGCGCCGCCCACCAUGUGUCAGUCAGAGGCACGGCGAGGACCUGAGCUCGGAGCAGCGAAAUGGUGAGAUGCUGCCGGCCCCGUGCUAACCCCACUGUGCCCCGCCACGACCUCCGGAAGGUCAGAGUUCACGUCCAGCGGCCCCGCGGUGGAGGUGGCGGCAGGGGGCCAGGGGAUCAGCCCCCGAGGCUGGAGGGGCCCGGCCCAGGGGGCCUGAGUCGGAGAGCCCGCUUCAGGUUGCACUUCCCUCAGCUGGCCCUGAGGCGGAGGCUGGGACAGUUGAGCUGUAUGUCCAGACCCGCCCUGAAACUGCGCUCCUGGCCCCUGACGGUCCUCUACUACCUCCUGCCCUUCGGUGCCCUCAGACCGCUCAGCCGGGUGGGAUGGAGGCCCGUGAGCAGGGUGGCCCUGUACAAGUCGGUGCCCACGCGCCUGCUGUCGCGGGCCUGGGGCCGCCUCAACCAGGUGGAGCUGCCGCACUGGCUGCGCCGGCCUGUCUACAGCCUGUACAUCUGGACGUUCGGUGUGAACAUGAAGGAGGCCGCCGUGGAGGACCUGCACCACUACCGCAAUCUCAGCGAGUUCUUCCGGCGCAAGCUGAAGCCGCAGGCCCGGCCCGUCUGUGGCUUGCACAGCGUGAUCAGCCCGUCAGACGGGAAGAUCCUGAACUUUGGGCAGGUGAAGAACUGCGAGGUGGAGCAGGUGAAGGGGGUCACCUACUCGCUGGAGUCGUUCCUGGGUCCGCGCACUUCCACGGAUGACCUGCCCUUCCCGCCAGCCACCCCCUGCGGCUCCUUCAGGAACCAGCUGGUCACUCGAGAAGGGAACGAGCUCUACCACUGUGUCAUCUACCUGGCCCCCGGGGACUACCACUGCUUCCACUCCCCCACUGACUGGACAGUUUCCCACCGGCGCCAUUUCCCAGGCUCCCUGAUGUCCGUGAACCCCGGCAUGGCCCGCUGGAUCAAAGAGCUUUUCUGCCACAACGAGCGGGUGGUCCUCACUGGGGACUGGAAACACGGCUUCUUCUCGCUGACGGCCGUGGGGGCCACCAACGUGGGCUCCAUACGCAUCUACUUUGACCGGGACCUGCACACGAACAGCCCGCGCUACAGCAAGGGCUCCUACAAUGACUUCAGCUUCGUGACACACACCAACAAGGAGGGCAUCCCCAUGCGCAAGGGCGAGCACCUGGGCGAGUUCAACCUGGGCUCCACCAUCGUGCUCAUCUUUGAGGCCCCCAAGGACUUCAACUUCAAGCUGAAAGCAGGACAGAAGAUCCGGUUCGGAGAGGCUCUGGGCUCCCUCUAGAGCCUCCUUCCUGGCGGCUGAGGAAAGCUACUGAGGGAGCUUUCUCAACAGAAACGGGAGGGUCUUUUACGGGGAGCCUCCACAGCUGUCUGGGGAGGGGACAGUCUCAGGGCUAUGGGGCCCGACCAUGCAGGACCUGGCUGACUAGUUCCUGCCGUUCUGAGGUGUGGGUGAGGUCAGAGCCCAUGUCGGCCCUGGACCUACGUCGUCCCUCUUCCCACCCUAAAGAGAACAUGCAGGCCAAGAUCUCAAAUUCCCUUUUGGAGAUUUUUUAACCUAUUGUAUAAACUGGAGACCCUAUACAUCUCUUGGCUGGGUGUUCAGUUGGUCUUCAUUUCUGUUGUAAGACAGAAGUGGUUAUAUACGUUCCUGCUGCUCUCAUCAUUGCUUUUCAGCCUCCCCUGCACUGACUGGGCUGUGCUGCCCCCGGAGCAGCGCCAUGUGGCCUUUAACACAACCGCUUUCUGUUCCCAAUUCACCCCACUCUGCUCGUUUGGGAAAAGCUGUCUCUUUGCACUUGUGGCUGAACACCUCCUCCUUGACUCCGCCAGCAUCACACGAGGGGGACUGAUGGCAUGGCACUUGACUGGCCCCAGUGAGUGACCUUCCAGAGCUGGCGAGUCCUCUUUCCAGUAGGCAAGACCAGUUAUUGAACCCCCGCCCCCCAGUGGUGUCCAGAGUGAAUGGACAGGCAGGUAGUGGCGGCCAGGCAGGGGCCAGGGGAGAGCUCGUUCCACUCCCCACCCCACCCCCAUAUCCACACCCACAGAAACGUGGUAAGUUGCUGCUAUUGAUUCAGGGGCUUGUGUUGGAGGCAGAGGAAGGAGCCUUGGUGUAUUGGGAGGGGGGCGGGUCAGUGCCUACAACACCUGUCCCCAGGUAACAGGUACACGGUCCUUAGGGAGCCACGGACAGUGGGGGCCAGGGUUCAGGUUUCCUGGGGACGCUGUGAAUUUCUCCUGCAGGAGAAGCCAUUUGAACUCUUUCAACUGUAUCAGUAGCACAGUAUUUUUGUAUGAAAAGUGGGAGACUUCUGACCAGUAAUUCAUUUAAUUGCCACAUUUUGAAAUAAAAAAUAAAACUCAAA
Molecule: messenger RNA, 2753 nt
Organism: Callorhinus ursinus (northern fur seal)
Lineage: Eukaryota; Metazoa; Chordata; Mammalia; Carnivora; Otariidae
Gene: PISD
Product: phosphatidylserine decarboxylase
Biological process (GO): phosphatidylethanolamine biosynthetic process
Cellular component (GO): mitochondrion
Molecular function (GO): phosphatidylserine decarboxylase activity
Source: RefSeq, a predicted model, not a curated record